GGCGCUGCCGCUGACAAUCAAAACAUUGAAACAUCGGGCAAGAGCAGCAGCGCGAUACACUGCGGCACUUUGACUUGGUUAGCAGUGAAGUACGCUCGAUGUAUUUCGGCCUCGAAGUUGAAGACUUUUGCACUAUUACAACUGUCUCUGUACAAGCGUAUGGAAACAUACAAUCUUCGUUUCGCACAGAGUAGUUGUUUUAUCUACAUAUGCAGGAAAGUGUAAGUUAAAGGGCAGUUUGACGGUAGGGAAUUGAUAACUGCUGUAUAAAACUAUACAACGAAUUUUAAUUCGCAGUUAUGGAAUCACGCGGAGGCAUGUUCAAGAAUACCUUUCAAAGUGGGUUUCUCUCCAUCUUGUACAGCCUUGGAUCGAAACCUUUACAAAUUUGGGACAAGAAGGUACGAAAUGGCCACAUAAAACGUAUAACAGAUAAUGACAUUCAAUCGUUGGUCUUGGAGAUUGUUGGAAGCAACGUGUCCACGACGUUCAUCACCUGUCCUGCCGACCCCAGAGAAACUCUAGGGAUUAGACUACCUUACAUAAUUCUCAUCGUUAAAAACCUAAAGAAGUACUUCACAUUUGAGGUUCAGAUCCUAGAUGACAAAAAUAUCAAGCGAAGAUUUCGAGCGUCCAACUUCCAGAGCACCACGCGUGUCAAGCCAUUUAUCUGUACGAUGCCGAUGCGCCUGGACGAGGGUUGGAACCAAAUACAGUUUAAUCUAGCUGACUUCACACGACGUGCCUAUGGAACAAACUAUGUUCAAACGUUACGGGUUCAAAUCCACGCUAACUGCCGUUUGAGAAGAGUGUACUUCGCCGAUCGAUUAUACGCCGAGGACGAACUUCCUGCAGAAUUCAAGCUUUAUCUUCCCGUUCAGCACCGAACCGCAGCGCAGGCUCUAAGAGAACGUUGAACAUAUUUCUUUGAUGAGUAUCGGAAAAAUGACCAGAAUAAGGCUAAUGAAACAACAUGCGCCCAAAAAAGCAUCUGAACAGCUUUCUGCCAUAAAAACUGUCACUGAAGUUCACAAAUAUUUGAGGGGACAGCUAGUUAUGAAAACGACCAAUGAGAAUGGAGACUCGUAGGAUGGCACAGAAUAGGCUUUAUUCUAAUACUAGUGAGGCCAUUGAAUUGAUCUACGUAAAUUAAUAGGUGUAUCUCAUACUUCACUGUUUCGGCGUAUAUAUAGAAUAUGCUUUAAUAGUCAAUUUAUUACAGCCAUUACAUAGUUGAACUAUAAGUGCGUUUCGAAUAGCUAGUAUAUUAGCGGUUGGGAGAAAUCAAUUAGCAUAAGUAAUUUUGAGAAGUUUAGAGAAAUUUACUUGAUUAAAAGUUUUAUAUGUCCUUGAACUAUGUAUAAUUUGUACAUAAGUACCCGCAGUGUUAUUUGUAACAAAUAACAAAAAUAUUUUGUGACUAGGAAUAUAGCCCUUUAUAUUGGAUGAAACUAUGUUUGAUCGUCUGAACUAAAAAUAAGCCGCUUCAAACAGCGGUUAAUUUUUUUGAGAAGAAUUUGUUUAAAAAUGCAUGGAUGAGUCAAUUAAUAUUUAGUCGGUUGCCAGUUUUUUUUUUUGGGACUUCUGGUGUGCCACUGGCCCAUUUUUUUUCUAUUUUUUUGCAUGAAGCCUAUUUGAGUGACACAUUAACGAGUUUACACCAAGACAAACUGCUAGAUGCAUGGUUGCAAUUGAAAAAGUGUUUACCGAUUAAAAAAUAGUAUCUUAAAAAUGACUAGUGAGUAAUUUAGGUCCCGAAUUGAAGGUGUGAGCGCGGUGAAUGGUAGUUACAUAAUAAACAUGACCGUCAGGAAUGACACUUUUACCACAUGUAAAACAUUAUGUUGAAAUGUCUGUUUUUAUGUAGAUACAGUAUUAAAAACAAGGCAUAAAAAACAUCCUCAAUUUAGGCGCCAUACUAUAUAUAUAUCUUUGUCUAGUUGAAGCUACCGUCUGUUUGUCUUUCUAGAUAAUAAGUGUAGACACACUAACUUUAUUUUGUUUAUUUGUGAUAUAAAUAGAAGACGCACCAUAGGGUGCACGUACUCAAUCAAUUCCACAUGAAAUGAUUACAUGUGAAACAUUUAAGAUUUAUUACAAUACUUAAAUAAGCAAUUCUUAUUUAAGAGUUAACAAAGUCGUCGAUAUUUAUAAAAAGUUUAUAAAAAAAUUGUUGUCUAAGAUUGUGUAGGUAAAUAUAUGGGCAAUGAAGGUUCUCGUUAACAAUCUUCAGCGUUACGGUAUGUCCUCACUACAAGGACCUUAUAUAACCACAUUGUAACUAUUCAACAGCCCGCUUCGUCGUUUUUCUUUUUGUUAUACACUUAUAGUAGGCACUCGGAAAGCCUUCAGUAUUACUGCAUCUGUAUUACUGUAUUAUAGUAUCAGACUGAGUCUAUUACAGAACGUAAGCCAUUAUCUUAGCGGACUUAAAAAAGACCCAGUCAUCAUAAAUCUUACAAACGAUUAGGCCAUAGGACACUACAUUUGUGUCAGGCAAAUACGUCGUACGCUUCGCUAGCAAAAGCCCUUGUUCGAGGUACUGGAUCAUUAAAUGUUUUUAGCAAACUAGGGAAUAUUAUUUUUGCUGUCGUCCCUGUCAGUAUGAAAUUUUAUGAAAAGUCUACCUUCCACAUACCAUUUAAUUGCAAUUAGGCAGUAAUUGGCUACAGUCUUAAAAAUGCUGGUUAAUGCAUAGCACUUUAUCUGCGAUUCAAAUGAAGGUUUGCUAACUGGUAACCGUGGUAUGCUUCCUCGACUGGUUCAAAGGUCUACGGUUGAUUGAGACCAGAUCUAUCUAGACGAACAAGUAUAUGCGCUACAAUAGCGGUAACAGGGGCAUUAAGCAUUUCGCACCUUUUGAAGCUACUGUGGCGCUCUUGACGCCACUCAAUUUUAUUUGGGUUGAUUAAAAAAAUAGAAAUACAUGUGCCCUCUCGCAUACAUUUGUGUCUUUGAGUUCAUGAUUAGCUGUCAUUGUAUUUUGGCAUGUUAUGUAUGUGAUCACUUUUAGAAGUAGAAUUAUGUCACUUUAAGUAUGGGCUGAUUUAACAAUUUGUGCGCAAUAAUCUGUGUGGUUGAUGCGUUAGUGUGUGUUCUUGUCUCUAAUAUGAGCUCUUGUUGCAUUGCUAGUGUAUCUUUCUCAAAAUAUAGCAAAACUUGUCUGUCAGCAAAGACGUUUUCACGUUGUUUGAAACGUACAUAGCACAGACAGAUAAAGAAUGAUACAAGAUAGAAUGCCUUCCACGGACUUCUUUUUUUUCUUUUUUUUUAGUAUGCUCUACUAUAACGUUGACAUAUAAUGCAAAGAAAGUAAAUCGCCUUAGCUGAUUACUUUAUAAGUAUAUUGCUACGGAAAAUCAUAUUAGAUUGUUUUAUGAAACGUCCUUAUAUAUAACGUAACUUCAGAUUAGAGAUUUAAUACUAAUAAACCAUAAGACCGAUUUUUAAAAAGGCUGACAAAGAAUUGCUACUAAUAUAUGCUUCUAUAAUACUUUACAAUGACUUAACAGUGAAGGAAAAUGCAAGUGGAACUCAAUAACUGCUUGCAACCUCAAGCUUACUAAUUUAAAAAAAAAUGAAUAAGGUGUUAAUUCUAAACCGUUUUGACCGUUUUUUUUUUAUUUAGUGGUAUACUAUACAAAAAUAACAUCGCAUGCUCUAAGCUGUUAAAAAGCUUGAUAACUGUAUUAGUCUAACAUUAUUACAAUGUAGUGCACAAGUUACCAUCGCCCGUACCAUUUUACCGCAAAAGUGAAUCCUACAAACUUUUGCCUUUUAUUUAAAUAUCAAACGACAGCACGUUCCGCAUUUGUUUCACAUUAUAGCAAAGUUUACAUACCAAAAAUAGAAACUGAGGAUGCACGAACAUACUCAAGUGUAUUGGAAUUCAGCACGAUUCCUUUUUUAUUAUCUUCAGCAUGAAGUUCAAUCGUGAUAUAAAAUAUGGACUACAAAAAAGAGAGGAAUUACAUAUAAAAAUAAGAGACAAUGUUGGCUUAUAUUUUGCCAGCACAGCCUGCAUAACUACAUCAUCUUCUGCAUGAUCUUGGUGCUAUUGAUUGCUUGACGAUAAUUAAUUGCUGCCCUAAACGAUUAUGUUAACCGAUAGUCCUUAUUCUAGUGUUUAAACAUAUAUAAGUUUUCCAGACGCAUGAAAAAGUGGAACAAAGUAGACGAUUAAAUAAAUUAUAAUCCAUCGUUACAUAUGGAUGGUACAGAGCCGCACCUUAACAACGGCAUGUCAUAAACAUAAUUUUGAAAACCGAGCGUUUUCAUAUCCACGUGUUCAUUUACGGUACAUUACGGAAACAUAUAGUUAAAACGUCCUGCAGAAUAGGCAUUUCUCAUGACUCACUGAUCGCCGUUCAGUACGACCGCUGAAUAGUAAUCAAUGUACGUACGCGUAUCACGAAUUCCUCGAGACAGUGAAAAUCCUCUUAAAAAAAAAGAAAGCCGACGAAAUUGAAUAACUACUACUGUUUUGAGAAAAUACAGCUCUAUGAAUGCUACUUUGGGGACAUAUUUGAGUGCUGUGGAAUUCAUUGGAUGAAAUAUUUGAGCUAUAGAGUAGCGUAUGGCUCUUCUCUUAUGAGUGACUUUAUUUCAGUGGAAUAGUUGAUAAAGAGGUAGGCUUUAAUGGAACCAGCAAUAUAGACAUAAGCUGCAUUGAUGUCUAAUCCGACCGGGUCGCAUUUGAAAUUCAUCGACUGAAUUUAAACAUCGCCAGUUUUACAAAACAGUGUGACAGUGUACAUCCUAUUACGUAUAUAUGCGAGCUUUAUGUUAGAACUCGUAACAUCGGGAAAAUAUAUUUCUGAGUUUUUUUUAUGUGUACACCCCUUUUGUACAACCAAAGUCUCGUGUAGACUUUCCAAGUAUCGAUAAAGUACCUUAUGCUCUUUAAUAACCGCAGUCCAAGAAUACUCUGACAUUCUCAGAUUUGAAUAAUCCUGUUAAAGAUGAUCUACUAAAGAUUCUUACCCCACAUUAGUAUUUUUGGAUCCCUAGCAAAAAUAACUCGACCAAAUGUCAAUCUCUUCAGUAUUUUGGUGAUAUCUGGCGCACUAAUACAAACUAUUAAUCAUCAUUUUGAGCUAAAUUGGCUAAUACAGGAAAACUGUAAAAUAGCAGUAGAAAUACGGGUUUUGGGUAAGAAAUCGUUCAUUAAUUGCAAUGGUUUCUCAGCAUCCUUCGUCUUCAUUUCGGUUGACGUUGCCGUGUAACACCGACAGUCUCCUCGUCCUGUUUAUUAUCAGUGGGUACGAGCCCAAAAUGGCGAGUUGCCCUGGUAAGUCAGUUUAGAGGCUGGGACCUAGUAAACCGUGCUAGACCAACAUCAAUUAUGACCUAUUAAUGAUUUUUAAAGCAGUUAAAUUAUCUGAUUUCGGCUACACUAUGCUUAGUUUCUCAUACAACGUCUGCUCAACGCGCAGUUUUGCGUGUCUUGUUCAAUAAGGUAAACCGUAUGACAUAAAACACAUAUUUCAUACGACCGACGAAACGCUACUGUUGCACAUAAUUGGACCAGAUGUGUGAUGUUAGCUGAAGUGCCUUAACAAGUACCGAACUAAACCUCGAUCAAAUGCAGGACUUAAAAAGUACCAACUCACUAUAGAUAGUUUCAAUGAAUCUUAUACCAAUAUGGGCGUUUCUGUGUGGCAUAUUUUACCCUGUAAGCACAUAUCAGCGAAAAUUUUUUACCGAAACUUAUAGAGUGAUCUGCGACGGCACAAUCAUUUCCUGAACGGUUGCAGCCACAACGGCUCACCGCUAAUGUGGCUAGUAUGACACCCAUCAACGUCAAUCUAUCUAAUCUAUAAAGGCCAUUACUAUGUAACAAAUGCUUAUCGUAGCAAUGGAAAAUGCCUAACGAUACCACUUCUCUGGUAUCCUGUUGUGAUUGUACAAUUCUUCAUAUGACACUAUCAUUAUAUCCAUAUCGUAAAUUACAACUUUACCUAUAGUAUAGCUAUUACCGUACGGUAGCUAAAUUAAGAUAGGAUCUGCUGCUGACUAUCUUUAUAUUAUUCAAGUUACGUAUUUGCUAAAAGUAAAAUAUAAAAUACGUAAGACUUGAAUGUUAUACUGCUAAUGAUCAACGUCACGCAAAUAAUAGUUGAAAAACUUGCUACGCGUCAAGCGCAAACUCACAGAUGUUCCAUUAAUUAGUUAGAUUAAUUUCACAAAAAAAAGCAGAUGUAAUCGUAUUCACAACAAAUGCAUCAUGGAAUUUUAAAGGGUGCUCAAUUGUAAUCAUUGUUACUAGUAUAAGUUAUCAUACGACACGUAUAAUUGUGUAGUAUUCAGUAGAUUAAGUUGUUGCUGCAUCUACGGUCAGAUCCUUCUAUUGGCAUCGGGUAGAUUUUGAUAUUGGAGGGCACCUUGAACUAUUGGUAUAUUUACAUAGCAUGAAAGUUGCCUUUGAUAGAUUUGAAGCCUUUGUAAAAAAGAUGUCCCAGUACAGUUUAUUUACUGCGUCCAUGUCGGUUGUUCAUAACAAUUUUUAAUUAUCGAAGUAGUAAGGCUAGCUUGUUUUGUAGAUUAGGCAGCCGAUAGAAGAGUUUUUAAAUUAAUUUAUACACUAUCACGCCAUCAACCGCCCUGUGAAAGAACUAAGAUCAUUAAAAUUAUAGAGCAGUCUAAUGAAUACUUAAGAUUACUUACCUAUGGGGUAAAGUUCAACUUUUUAAAACGGCGAAAAAUUCAAAUAUUUGUUUACGAUUCAAUGUAAAGUCAUUGGUCUAACAGAUUUUAGGUGGAGAAUUAUCAUGGAGCUUAAAACAUCAACACCCUUGUCUUGGCCCUAUAUGUGAACUAUAUAAUUGCCAGUCAUUUAUUUUACUGUCGUCUUUAUCUAAAAAAAAUCACUGGAAUAACCGAAAAAUCGCUGGAAUCACCAAUCUGAAUGUUCCAAACAAACGCGAAAGUCAGUUUUGAGCCGUAAAGCAUAUAGUGGUUUAUACUCAUUGUAUCAAGCAUUUUCUUGACGCGCAAUAAUCAGAUUAGCGGAAAUUUUUGUACCUAAUAUCUUUUUAAUCGACGCUAACUUUGCUAUGGUCUCGAUGCAAACGCAAGUUAUUUCCAAGUUAUCUGAAUUGUUUGUAUUAUACAUAGUAAAAUAUGUGUACGGCUCCUUUUAACUUAAAAUCUUCAUCGUGAAGAUGUCCAAUAUAAGAAGCCAAGUAUCGCGCAACUAACGCAGAAUCGUGGCGACGACGACGACAACGAUGAUGAUGAUAAUGAUCAUUAUUGUUGAAAUGUCUCAAACCAAAGCCUUCAAACUUUAAUAUAUACUAUAUUUAUUUAGUAGUAGUUUAUGUGAACUCAAAUAAAACAAGUAAUAGUUGUAAAUAACGGCAUGGUUUUUCUUCGUUUAACCAGAUUAGUAUAUACUGUAUGUGCAUUAAAAAGACAUUACAACUGCACGGAAAUUAGAACAGCUCUUGCGUUUGAUCGGACCGUUGGAUAUUUUUUAGGAAUAAAUGCCUUAAAAAAUAUUAGUGUGUAGAAAACAUGACGACUGCCGGGUGUACGCUGGAAUGCAUGGUGGGAAAGCCACAUGUAAUGGUAAUUCUGCUAUGCAAAGACGUUUUAAACACUAUUGUGAAUUUUGCUAUACUUAGCAAAGAUUAUUAACUUAACCACAAUAUUACAGUCGUCUUCUAUAAAUUCCUAUAACAAAUACCAUUUCGAGCUAGCGUUUAAAAGAAUAACAUGGUUAUACUCAUGGCAUUGAAGACCGAGGUAGGCAACAUGACAUAUGUAAAUGAAGCGCAUGGAGUUUAGCUACUGCGCUACCAGAUUUCAUAUAGUUAUCUCUACUAAAUUAAUUUUAACGACAAUGUUUUUCUUACUAUGUGAAAUAUUGAUGAUGACAAGUUUAAAUAGCAACAUUUAUAACAAAAUAAAAAUUAGGUCG
Molecule: messenger RNA, 7921 nt
Organism: Varroa destructor (honeybee mite)
Lineage: Eukaryota; Metazoa; Arthropoda; Arachnida; Mesostigmata; Varroidae
Gene: Bug22
Product: cilia- and flagella-associated protein 20
Source: RefSeq, a predicted model, not a curated record